Molecule: messenger RNA, 2980 nt
Organism: Cornus florida
Lineage: Eukaryota; Viridiplantae; Streptophyta; Magnoliopsida; Cornales; Cornaceae
Product: ankyrin repeat-containing protein ITN1-like
Exons: 8
Coding region: 1364-2812 (482 amino acids)
Source: RefSeq, a predicted model, not a curated record
GGCCAAAGCUUUUCACAUUGUUUCACGUGAGAACCACUUGCAGCAGCUGUCUGGCCAAAGCUUUUCAGCUAUCUAGUUAUAAGAAUCAAAAGUCAAGGCACUGUAAACAAAAAAAAAAUGUCUCUUCUUUCCGCAACUCCUUCUUCAACCUUUCUUGACCCUAUUUUGAAAUGGAAGACCAGAGAGCUUCAUCCUAUUUUCAAAUCGAAGACUACCAGAGAGCAUCGCCAGCUAAUCAGCCUUGUCCGAUUCAAAAACAAAGUGUCCAACCCAUAUCCCGUGUCCGUGUCGGCGUCGUGUCAACAUGAACAUCCUUGCCUGAACCGGAGAGUCCAGAGCCAGACGGUCAGGACCGUUGUUGAAGUGCGCUAGUGGAUUGUCACUACACGGAAUUAAGCCAGGACUGUGUGGAGCAGGGGAACAAGGAUCGUUCAACGUGCUGUGCAGAGGAAGAUUAUUGUUUGUGCGCAAUCUGGGAUUGUGUAGCUUGUUAUCCGGGACCAAGCUUACUUGACAGAACGUGGGGUCCCAUCAAGUCACGAUGGCAGAUCUCCAAUUUAUUGGCGCAGUAGAGAAGCUCAACAACCAAAAUUAUAGCAUGUGGCAGACGUGCAUGGAGUCUUAUUUUCAGGGACUUGAUUUGUGGGAGAUUGUUGGCGGUAGUGACAUUACGCCACCUCCAGCAGCAAAUGCUGAAGCACUCCGGAAAUGGCGAAUAAAGGCCGGAAAGGUCAUGUUCGCAAUUAAAACAACUGUUGAGAAGGAAAUGUUGGAGUACAUCAGGUAUGCCAGCACACCAAAGGAAGCUUGGGAUAUAUUACCAGCCCGCAUCAGGGAAAAGGAAAAUGAAAUGCGACGACUUCAACUCCUCGAGAGUGAGCACAUGUCAAGAGAUACAACUAAAUAUGUGUCACUACAUAGGGCCUUGGUGAAGGGUGACUUGGAAAGUGUCAAAGCUUUUCUGGCUCAAGAUGAAAAUGCAAUAUCAGUUCCAAUUUCUCUGAGAGGGGAAAGACCUAUUCAUAUUGCUGUUGCGGAGGGGCACGUGCAGCUGGUGGAGGAACUUGUGAAGAUGAUUAAUCCUGUAUUUUUGGAAUUUAGACAAGAUGAUGGUGAGACAGCACUUCAUAUUGCUGCUAGGGGUGCAGACACAAGAAUAGCGAAAGCAUUGGUGGAAGCCUAUGGGGAAUUGGUAAGAUUGGAAAAUCGAAAUCAUCAUCUCCCAGUCACCCUGGCUGCAAUUUUUGGAAACACAGAGAUGUUUAAUUAUCUACGCUCAGUGACUUCACAACAGGAUCUCAUCCCUAGAAUUGUUAAUAUCCCCCGGUCUUACUUUGAUCAACAAAAUUACAGGAUAUAGGCUAUGUUCGCCGAUUCAAUUAAGGGUGAGAACUAUGGUUUUGCAUUGGACAUGCUGGAAAUCAAUCCGGAAUUGGCAUGUGGUGGAAGUGGCAGGGGUACAUGGGCCUUAUAUACAGUGGCAGAGAUGCCUAUUGCUUUCUCAAGCAGAAAUCUACUUGGAAAUCUUAAAAUAUGGAUGUACAACUUUAUGGACGUUCCACCACCUAAUGUCUAUAAUAAGCGCGAUGAAGAAAAUCUUCCUCAGACCUCCAGAUCUCAGUAUCCUUCCACUUUCAAACGCGUCAAGGAUGAAGUAUUUUUAAUGGUGCUCCGUUGUCUGAAAGGACUAAUGUCAAAUGUUCUUAAAAUCGAUGUCGAGCAAGAAAUAUUGAAUAUGAAGAACAAGCAUAUCCAAGCCCGUGAACUACUAAAAAAGAUGUGUAAUCCAAACUCGACUUCUGAUCCUAAACAGACUGAAGCAUACUUUGAGGCGACAAAAAGAGCCAUCAAAUGUGGGAAUGCUGAAUUUGUUGAGGAAGUUCUAAGGUCCAAUCCUACUUUAUUAUGGGGGAAUAAGGAAAGUGGAAGCAUUUUUCACAUGGCAAUUGCUUGCCGUCAGGAGAGAAUAUGGAACCUCUUCUACGGUUUUAGUAUUGCAAAUAGAAACAAAAUUACAGAAAUUCUAGUAGAAUCGCACAGCAUGCUACAUAUAGCUGCAUGUCCUGUAGUAUUGUCUAAAGUCAUAGGAAGACCAGAUGGAACUUCGGAAAAGCAAGGAGAACAACAGUUCUGGAAGGUGUUCAGUCAUGCCCCAGGUGCAGCUAUGGAAGUGCAAAGAGAAGUACAAUGGUACAAGGAGGUGGAGAGGGUCGUACCAUCUUCACAGAAAUUUCUUUCUAAUGAAAAUGGAGAAACACCUCCAGCUUUGUUCUGGAAAUGGCACUGUGAAUUAGUCAAAGAAGGAGAAAAUUGGAUGAGAGAUACAGCAACAUCAUGUACAAUUGUGGCCACUCUCAUCGUCACUGUUAUGUUUGCUGCAGCCUUCACAUUACCGGGUGGUACUGAUGAUAAUUCAGGGAACCCUAAGUUCCUACAACGUAACUCCUUUAUGGUUUUUGUUAUAUCAGAUGCAUUAUCUCUAUUCUCUUCUGUUACUUCAGUGUUAAUGUUCCUGAGCAUUCUCACUUCACACUACGCGGAAAAGGAUUUCCUCAAGUCAUUACCCAAGAGACUGAUAAUAGGUCUCGCCACCCUUUUCUUAUCUAUUGCCACCAUGAUGGUAGCCUUUGGUGCCACUCUUGUUAUUGUGCUUGGUGAGCAAAUAAGUUGGGCUGCUGCUCCAGUUUCAUUGCUAGCUAGUGUACCGGUAACCUUAUUUGCUUUAUUGCAAUUUCCUCUGUUUGUCAACAUGGUCUCAUCUACCUAUGGACACGGUAUCUUCAACCGGAAAACAAAAAGCUUGUUUGUUUAACUCCUCAAAUGACAGUGAUCUUGCCUCUUGGAAAUUGUACAUGUUUGUGUGUAAUCUUGUUGGGAUUUAUAUGCCCUGGCAUAGCAAAUUCCUAUCUGGAUUAUAGUGACAUAUGUUCCUGACAUAUCUGAAAUAUUUAUGAUUUAUAUAAUUGGUGAAUUCAAUGUA